This is a messenger RNA of Acanthopagrus latus (yellowfin seabream), 1127 nucleotides long. RefSeq names its product proline rich Gla (G-carboxyglutamic acid) 2 (gene prrg2). The record is from RefSeq and is a predicted model, not a curated record. Gene Ontology annotation, molecular function: calcium ion binding. Bases 165 to 776 code for a protein of 203 amino acids. The transcript is spliced from 7 exons. NCBI's taxonomy places the organism in Eukaryota, Metazoa, Chordata, Actinopteri, Spariformes, Sparidae. Gene Ontology annotation, cellular component: extracellular region.
GAUGUGGCUUGUCAGUCUCAACUUUAAACUCAGCAUAAACACAUAUAGUCUGAAGCAAAACUGGUGCCUUCAUGUCGCUGGAAAGCUAGAGGAAUACGUGUCUUUUUGUCCUGGAGACCUUUGACAAGCCGGAGCAACCUGCAGACAAGUAGUACUCGGCCUCCAUGGCAGCCUUGUCAGCGGUGUGGAUUACCCUACUACCCCUGCUGCAGCUGGCCCACUGCUCCGUCGCCUUCAGACACACUCAAGGAGAUCCAAUGUUGGUGGAUGAUAAGUCAGCGACCUCCUUCCUGUCCCGCUCGCUGCUUUAUAACAGCUGGGACUUUGAGGUAGUCGUGGCUGACAAUCUGGAGAGGGAGUGUGUGGAGGAGAUGUGCAGCUAUGAGGAGGCCAGAGAGGUGUUUGAGGACAACUACCAGACGGAAUUAUUCUGGAGCAAAUAUGUCAACAGUCAAGAGUCGGCACCAAGAGUGGAUGUGUCAGGGCUGGUGGCAGGACUCCUGGCUAUUGUAGUGAUUGCCGUCAUCGCAACCGUGCUGGGAAUCUACUGCUACAAAGCCAAGAACAAGAGUGGACGAAGGUCAGCCCAAGCUCCGGUUAGGAUGGCAGUAGAUGGGCAGCCAGCCCCGGAGGCAGUGCCCCUGAGUGGGAUCAUCGCCCCAGGUCUACCCAGCUACAAUGAGGUUCUGGCCCACAGUGGGCAGCACGAUGCCCCACCACCUCCAUAUUCAGGGGGGGCGCCAUCAGAGAUUGCUGAUCCAGGAGACAACAACUGAGAGGGCUUGCAGAGGCUCCUCUGUAUGGGUGAUGGGCAUCGAUGGUUUGUGUGCACUUUAAAAUGUUGUAUAUUUUUUUUGAGAUACUGUUUUUGUGAGUGAAGUUACAACACAGCCACAUAUCGACACCCCUUGACAGUAUGAUCGGCAUGUUGGCUGGCGAGUAGUUGGCCUACAGAUGUGAUGCCUUAAAGCAAAUCCAGCAGGGGUUGGGUAUGCUGUGUUUUGUCUGUAGGGUACUUUUGUGUGUAGCGACAAAAGACCAUCAAUUCUCAGAGUAUAUUGUUUUGCGUUAUGUUUUAUAUAAUAAACCACUUAAAAACGCUUCAGACACUUUGUCCAUCUGAUGCA